Messenger RNA from Malus domestica (apple), 3709 nucleotides. Lineage: Eukaryota; Viridiplantae; Streptophyta; Magnoliopsida; Rosales; Rosaceae. The record is from RefSeq and is a predicted model, not a curated record.
AACCAAGUCCCCUCUUCCAUUGCUGCAGCAUACAUACAUUUCCAAGGCUCCGCAACUCCCCCACUUUCCAUGUCCAUGGCCUCUUCCACAAACCUCCUCCUCUCUCCCUCUCCCCCUUCAUCUACUUCUCCUCUCCUCCCUCUCUUCCUCUACUCUGCCUUGUACCCACCAAGGCAAUCACCGAGCUCUCUCUCCUCACCCUUCCCCUAAAACCCUCCAACCCCGACAACUUCUAGUUUUUGUUCAAUCAAAUCCUGUUUCUCAGCUGAACUUUCUGUUUUGGUCCAAAUUACAGAUGCCCAUUUCAAAUUUGCUCCAAUUCUCUUGGAAAAAGCAGUCAAGGCAAUGUCUUUGUACCCCUUUGGGCUUCCAAGCUGAUACCCAGUUGUAUUGAGUAAAGGGUGUUCUGAUCUGCCAUUGGAGGAUCAAAAGCACAGGUUUUCUCAUGUACCCAGUUCUUGUUUGUUGGUCUUCUUCAAAGUCUGAGCCGAAAACUUCAUGGUAUAGUUACUUAGUGAUCAAAUUCUGCCUUGUUUGUAUAGAAUAUACCUCCUGAUUCUGCUGGGUGUGCUGGGUUCCAGUUUCUGAAGAUUAUUGAACAAAUUGGGUUUGUUGUUUGAUCCUUUUGCUACUUAUUUGGGGGAAUUUUCAGCUGUAAAGUUAGGGCUUUUGAUCUGGUUAGGUUUGCAAACCCUAAGAUGUUCUAUAUUCUAGUCAUUUUUGUAAUAUAUCAGUUUUUCUUGUUUGUAGAGUAGUUCCAGCUUGGGCAAGAUAUAUAUUAUAUUUAUUCCUAGGAUUAAGGUAAUAAAUAAUUGCAAGAUUGUAGCCUUUGGCCUGAAAAAUACUCCAUUGUUACUUUUUAGGCAGCUAAGUGGUUGAGGGUUUGACCCCUUUUGCUAUCUUAUAUUUGGGGCAUCUUCUGUUAUGUAAUUAGAACUUGAAGUAGGUUUCUGGUGUUUCGUUAAGCCGUCCUUGUGCGCUCGGUCAAAAUGCCUGGAAAUGGUCACUUUUUCGUGGAGUGGAAAGAGCACUUUGUUUCGCAGGAGAAGGGCAACCGUGUGGUUCACUAUUUCUUGAAGGAUUCUUCUGGAGAAUCCAUUCUUGCAGUUGUGGGUACUGAGAGGAGUGUUAGGCACAUGUUCUAUGUUGUUUCCGAGGAGUUUUUGCAAGUGCACGGAAUCGAGAGCUCCAAUAGUGCCAACUUUAAAUGGAGGUCAAGAAGGGAAGUUGUGGAUUGGCUUACAUCUAUGCUGUCAAAGCAGCAUAUUCGUGGAGAUCUGUCCGAAUCACCCCAACAUGAUUCAUCACAAGCUUCGGGGAGUCCCAAAUAUCCAAUGAAUGGAGUUAGUGGUCCCCAGGUGCAGGGCCGUCUUUCAAAGACCUUGAAGGGACGCAAUCCGGACAUUGUUUGGUCAGGUGUUGCAUGUACAUGUGGUAAACAGCUCAAGCAUUUCCCUGCAUUCUGUAGGGAUGGAACUACAAUAGCGAUUAAGUCCUUUGUCUUUGUCAUGGCAAAGGGAGAAAAUCACUAUGUUGCUUAUGUGGAGGAUAUGUAUGAAGACAAGAGGGGUCAAAAAAAGGUCAAAGUGAGGUGGUUUCACCGUAAUCAGGGUAAGGGGUUAACUCCUGUAAGAAAUCCUCACCCAAAGGAAGUUUUCAUCACUCCAUAUGUGCAGGUCAUUAGUGCAGAAUGUGUUGAUGGUCCUGCAACAGUCUUAACUCGUGAACAUUAUGAAAAAUGCUUAGCUGUGUUUCCUCAGGCUUUAUUGGCCAGAGUUCAUUUCUGCUGUAGACAGUUUAGAAGUAACAAGGUGAAGCCAUUUGAUUUGAGUAAAAUGCAUGGCUAUUUUGAUCAGCCAAUUCUCUCUUGUUUGGGUCUUGAAGUUUCAGAAAAAUCUGAGUUUAUAACUGAUAGCUUGAUUGAGGAAGAAGAUGAAUUGGGUCCAAGUGACUAUGUAAAGCGAGGGUCUAAGAGGACUAGAAGUGGAAGGCCAUGUCAGAGGUUUGCAACUGGUCGUUCAAGAGCAAGAAUUUCUAGUAGAGGUAACCAGAUGAUGACAUAUAGACCUCAGAACACAAACUGUGGUUUGCUCAGACGGUUGUUUUCCAUGAAGCUUGUUGAUUGUCAGCCUUGGUAUGCCCCACUCUUUAAGGUUGAUGAAAAGAUAGAAUUGCUUUGCCAAGAUAGUGGCAUUCGAGGCUGCUGGUUUAGGUGUACAGUGUUGCAGAUAACACGAAAACAGAUGAAAGUCCAAUAUGAGGAUUUGCAAGACGAGGAAGCAAGUGGCAAUCUUGAGGAAUGGAUCCCAGCUUUUAGAUUGGCUAUGCCUGAUAAGCUUGGUAUAAGGCAUCUAGGCCGCCCAAUGGUCCGGCCAACCCCUCCUAAGGAACAAAUGGGCCUUGCCCUUGAGGUUGGGGUUGCAAUUGAUGCAUGGUGGAGCGAUGGCUGGUGGGAAGGGAUUAUAGCUGGAGUUGGCAGCUGUGCUGACACCUUUCAAGUUUUCAUUCCUGGUGAAAGCUUACUCUUGAACAUGCACAAAAAUGAUCUGAGAAUAUCCAAAGAUUGGUUGGGAGACGAAUGGGUUGAUGUUGAGGUGAAGCCUGAUGUACUUUCAGCUAUAUCUUCAACAAUCAUCUCAUGCACUCGUCCCUUUACAUCGUCUGCAGUUGUGAAAGGUGUCGACUCUGAUGGGUUCGCUUUGUCGUAUGUUGAAGUUCCUUCUAGUACUAAACAUGUGGAAGAGGAAAAACAGAACUUAGCCGUAUCUGCCAGUUUUGAUGCUUCUGAAAAUAUGGACUUGGACAGUGAUAGGAAGUCACCAUCAUUAAAUGACAUUGGUACUGAAGAUGUUGAUGUCGAUGACUGUUGUGGUGAUGUACAGGAUUUCCAAGGUAAUGAUGUUGAUGACAACAAAGAUGACAAAAUGGCCGAGGGUGACAAAGGUAACAACGGCGGGGGUGAUGGCAAAAACAAUGGUCAUGAUGAGGGCCAAGAAGGCAUGGAGGUGUAUGAAGUUGAAACUGCCGAUACUGAACGUGUUGACGUGAGUGACAGUUGUGGUGAUGUACAGGAUAUCCAGGUUAAUGAUGAAAAAGAUGACAACAGUGUUGAGGAUGACAAACGUGACAACGGUUUUGAUUAUGGAAAAAACAAUGGUCAUGAUGAGGGCCAAGAAGGCAUGGAGGUGUUUGAAACUGCUGGGGAGGGGAGCCCAAGAGCAGUAGAAAUCAUGGAAAUGACAUCAUAAGAUGUCUAACUUGAGUUUGAUAACCUUAAAUUGUGGCAGUUAAUGAUGUUAUUGUUGUUGGUUAAUGUUGAAAAGUGUGUCAGCUAGGAUGUCUGUAAAUAGUUACACUGAGAUGUUGGAGAGAAGCUCGCUGCAUUGUUUGGAGUUGGUGGCCUUCCUGGGUGUACAGUAUGAGAUAAGAGUCAAGAUAUUUAUUUUUUUCUGGUUUUCCACGGUUGUAUUAGAAUUCAAAUUUCGAGUUCCUCCGAUUAGGAACGCUUCUCAGCGAGUCGGUUCUUCGAUGUUAUUGAACACGCUCAUGCACUUCUGCUUGUAGCUUGUAUCAAAGAUUCCGAGGUCUGUUGUAAUCUUAAGUACUGUAUCUUGGCUCCAUGCUGUUUAGGAAUGUUAAAGAGAACAUGAGAAAUGUGUUCGAAUAACUAUCCGUUUUGAAUAAUCAUAGGGCAGGUAAGUUCAAAUAA